AUGACUCACUGCAGUGCUGAUAGAGUUAUGUUGAGAAGGCAUUCCUCAAGCCAAGUUCUUCCUUAUGGAAGUAAGAGACUUUGGUGCAAGAUGUUUCUCUGGAGCCAUAGGAACAUACAUAGAGCUAUUUCAAGCAAAUCAACACAGGUGAAUCCUGGUGUGGCUGUAACGCACAAUCCAUACGGGUACUCUUCCGACACCCUUGAACCGAAGCACAAGCAGUCACCAGGAAAUGUGGAAUGCUUAAUACGCUUAGUAUGUUCGCAAUUGUUGAUUCGCGGUGAUGAACUAAUUAUGCGUUUGGGUGUUCUAAGAGGCGGCGCAGAGGUGGCAGUGAAGCGAAUAUCACAAGAGAAUGACGGCGUGAGAGAGUUCCUAGCAGAAAUUUCAAGCCUUGGAAGAUUGAAGCAGAGAAACUUGGUUGCUCUGAGAGGAUGGUGCAAGAAAGACAUGGGAAAUUUCUUGUUAGUUUAUGAAUACAUGGAUAAUGGGAGUUUGGAUAAGAGAGUGUUUUGUGAUGAGAGCAUGAUGCUGAACUGUGAAGAGAGAAUAAGAAAUAUCAAAGGUGUGGCCUUUGCUGUGUUGUAUUUGCAUGAAGGUUGGGAAGAACAAGUUCUGCAUAGGGACAUCAAAGCCAGCAAUGUGUUACUUGAUAAGGAUAUGAAUGGAAAGCUUGGAGACUUUGGAUUAGCAAGAAUGCAUAGCCAUGGCCAAGUUGCUAGCACAAGAAAGUUGGUUGGAACAGUUGGUUACAUGGCUCCAGAAGUGAUCAAGACCGGACAAGCCUUGACUCGCACGGAUGUGUUCAUGUUUGGAAUCUUGAUUUUAGAGGUCAUGUGUGGAAGGAGGCCUAUGGAAGAAGGUAAGCCACCUCUUGUGGAGUUUGUGUGGGGACUAAUGGUUAAAGGGGAACUAAUGAAUGCACUUGAUGAGAGGUUAAGUGCUAAAGGAGACUUCAAUCUGCAACAAGUUGAGAAGGUUCUUCAGUUGGGAUUGUUGUGUGCAUACCCUGAACCAAAAUCAAGACCAAAUAUGAGACAAGUUGUGAGUAUUUUAGAAGGGAACAAUGAGGGAGGAGAAGAAUCAGAGAAUGAGAAUGCGGAUACUUCCCCAGCAAUCAGCAUCUCCUUCGUCUCCUUCGUCUCAUCUCUCUGCUCACUAUCGCGAUCUCAAGCUUUCUCCCUCUCUCGUCUCGGGUCUCGCACCCAAGGUUUUCGUCGCUCUCCGUGUCGCCAGUCGUCACCAUCUUGCACUCAGUCGCACUCGCACGCCUUCCCUGAGCUCGUUGUCGCCGGCGGCAGAAGCACCCAGACCCGGGACUGGUCGUCGUCGUCGUCGCUCCAUGGCUCCUCACCGUCUCGGACUUAG
Arachis duranensis is the source of this 1368-nucleotide messenger RNA. RefSeq names its product L-type lectin-domain containing receptor kinase VII.1-like. Gene Ontology annotation, molecular function: ATP binding; protein kinase activity. Lineage: Eukaryota; Viridiplantae; Streptophyta; Magnoliopsida; Fabales; Fabaceae. Gene Ontology annotation, biological process: protein phosphorylation. The transcript has 4 exons. Gene Ontology annotation, cellular component: plasma membrane. Bases 1 to 1368 code for a protein of 455 amino acids. The record is from RefSeq and is a predicted model, not a curated record.